Messenger RNA from Suillus discolor, 1093 nucleotides. RefSeq lists its product as uncharacterized. Gene Ontology annotation, molecular function: RNA polymerase II cis-regulatory region sequence-specific DNA binding; DNA-binding transcription factor activity, RNA polymerase II-specific. The transcript has a single exon. Bases 163 to 1080 code for a protein of 305 amino acids. Gene Ontology annotation, biological process: regulation of transcription by RNA polymerase II. The record is from RefSeq and is a predicted model, not a curated record. Lineage: Eukaryota; Fungi; Basidiomycota; Agaricomycetes; Boletales; Suillaceae.
GUCAGCCACCGCCAUUCAAUUGUUCUAAACUGGUAGGCUCGGCGAACAUGGACUCCCAUUCAAUUGAUUUCCAGACCGAGUACUUAUACUCGUUUCCAGUUAUUUGGCUGGUACACAAUACCCUUGACUCCCCCUUAUAUCUCGUUCAGUACGACAUCCGUCAUGACUGAAUUUGCUGGGAUGUUCCAUGAAGAUAUCUCCAGUCCUGACGGCAGUCCCGACCUGUGGAUGGCUGACACUUCAUUUGCGUCUUAUGCCCCUGACAAUUAUUCCACCAUGUAUGGCACCGAUGGACUCGGAUACCACUCGGAUUUCAAUACUAUGUCCCCCAGUAUCGGAAGCAGUUCCACAAGCUCUCCUGCAUCUGACUGCUUCGAACUCCAACCCUCGGUCGAGCCCGCAUACGGGCUUGGUAUCUCUCAGUGGUUCAGCAGUGACGAAGAAGGACAGUUUGAUGCCCUAGGCUUCGUGCGUGCAGAACGCCCUUCACCGCAGAUCCUCGUGGAACAAGCACCUCUUCGUACCGUGUGUAUGUCGGACGUUGUCAUCCCCAACGGAUCAUCAUUAUCUCCGUCAUCCCUCCCGCCGCCCCAGCCUAGCUCGGACAAUCUGCCUUCCAUGCCUUCUCCCCCCAUUCGUGCUCCUCGUUGGCAGCGCCAGGGCAACCAGCUAUUCGAAGAAGACUCUGACGCCGAAAGCGAUGGAGACUUAUACUACCCCUCUGACGCAUCCGACUCUCCCGUCUGCCGCUCAGCUGAUCCAGCUUCACCCCUAUUUCAGUCUUUGCCAGAACCGCCUCAUCGUCGCAGACGCCAGGACGUCAGUCUUCCAAUCCCUGUUCCCAAUCUGACAAAGAAGUCCCGCGGACGCAAGGUUCCAGUCUCUUCAGGGGGUGGUCCCGUCUACGCACGCAGCAAAGACAGGUCGAAGAAGGGCACCAGGACAUAUACCUGCCACGUCGAUGGCUGCAGCAAGUGUUUUGUCAGAAGCGAGCACCUCAAAAGGCACAUCCGGUCCAUUCACACGAACGAUAAACGUGAGGCAGACGUUUCUGCUUAUCCUGCAUGCCAGAGUGACUGAUUUUUUUAACUGA